AUGAAAAUUUACUUUUUAAUUUUAUUUGUGGCCUUGCUGGGUGCACAAACAACCGAUGCUUUGUCAAAACGUCGUAAUAUUGAACCAGAUUGCAGCCAAUAUGAUGAUGGCGAAACAUUACCGGAUAGCAAUAGUUGUUCUAAAUAUUAUUUGUGCGUUGCUGGCAAAAGUUUAAAACAACGCUGUGCUCGUGGUUUGUACUAUGACGUAACGUCGGGUCUUUGCAAUAGAGCCUACCUGGUUGAUUGUAAUCUUAAUCGAUUGAGUGAUAACAUAGAUGAUAUUAUUAACUCAAGACCAAAUGUUGAAUUUGAUCUUCAUAUCGACAAUGACGAUGACAAUGGCAAUGAAGAGGAACCAAUGCCACCACAGCCUGUGGCUGCUACAACGCCUUGUACACCUACAACAACGCCUUGUACAACGCCAACGACAACAACAUGUACAACUACAACCUGCACUACGACAACUACAACCUGCACGACGACAACUACAACCUGUACAACGACAACUACAACCUGUACCACGACAACAACAACCUGUACAACAAUAACUACAACCUGUACAACGACAACUACAACCUGUACCACGACAACAACAACCUGUACAACAACAACUACAACCUGUACGACAACAACUACAACCUGUACCACGACAACAACAACCUGUACAACAACCACUACAACCUGUACCACGACAACAACAACCUGUACAACUACAAAGACGACAACCAGCACAACUACAAAAACGACAACCUGCACAACUACAAAAACGACAACCUGUACAACUACUAAAACGACAACCUGCACAACUACUAAAACGACAACCUGUACAACUACUAAAACGACAACCUGCACAACUACAAAAACGACAACCUGUACAACUACUAAAACGACAACCUGCACAACUACAAAAACGACAACCUGUACAACUACUAAAACGACAACCUGCACAACUACUAAAACGACAACCUGUACAACUACUACAACGACAACCUGUACAACUACUAAAACGACAACCUGUACAACUACAAAAAGCACAACCACUUGUACUACCACAAAACCACCUUGCACAACAACAGUCACUUGUACUACAACAAAACCACCCUGCACUACAACAAAACCACCCUGCACAACACCUGCUGCAACAAACACCAAUAAGAUUGCUGUGAAAGUUUAUUCGAACAGCAAGGACUGUGUCUCGUUGCCCGAUAAUACAUAUCUCGUAGAUCAUAGCCACUGUCGCCGUUAUCAUGUUUGCUUCAAUAACCGUGUCAAACAUGAAAGAUGUCGCCAUGGCAACUGGUUUGAUCCGGAUACACUCAGUUGUCGCCCACGCAAGGAAGUAACAAAUUGUGCAGCUGGACACAGUUUAGUUGUGGUUGUUUUACUACUGAACUUAUCUCUCUGUAACUGUAGUGAAUGCGAAGACAGUGCUGUUACCAAUUUCAUUGAAACUACAACACCUUCAGAUGAGCCAACCGAUGAACCUACUACAGUUCCAACUACAACUCCUACAACCACUCCUACAACCACUCCUACAACUACUCCUACAACCACGCCUACAACCACGCCUACAACCACUCCUACAACUACUCCUACAACCACUUCUACAACUACGACCAUAAAAACAACCACAACGGAUCCAUGUGUUACCACAACAAAAGCUUGUACAACGGAAUCAUCUACAAUACACCAAUCCAAACGAGUUCUAACCCUAAGAAAUUCAUCUGAUUGUUCUGCCUUAAAAUCAGGAACUAUUUUAGUGGAUGCUAAUCAUUGUCGCCGCUAUUAUAUGUGCUCUUCAGGCAGAACUAAGCAUUACAGAUGUCCCGCUAAUAAAUGGUACGAUCGUCAAACCUUAACUUGUCGUUUAAGAAAUGAAGUCAACAAUUGUCCAGCAAAUAGAAAUUGA
Molecule: messenger RNA, 1911 nt
Organism: Calliphora vicina (urban bluebottle blowfly)
Lineage: Eukaryota; Metazoa; Arthropoda; Insecta; Diptera; Calliphoridae
Product: mucin-2-like
Exons: 3
Coding region: 1-1911 (636 amino acids)
Cellular component (GO): extracellular region
Molecular function (GO): chitin binding
Source: RefSeq, a predicted model, not a curated record